This is a messenger RNA of Microdochium trichocladiopsis, 2187 nucleotides long. RefSeq lists its product as uncharacterized. Gene Ontology annotation, cellular component: nucleus. NCBI's taxonomy places the organism in Eukaryota, Fungi, Ascomycota, Sordariomycetes, Xylariales, Microdochiaceae. Bases 1 to 2187 code for a protein of 728 amino acids. The record is from RefSeq and is a predicted model, not a curated record. The transcript is spliced from 3 exons. Gene Ontology annotation, biological process: negative regulation of DNA-templated transcription. Gene Ontology annotation, molecular function: RNA binding; metal ion binding.
AUGGUAUCCGACGAGACAUAUGAGCUUUGCCUGCCGGUCUUGCAGGAUGAGAGCAUAGACGAGGAGGACAAGACCGACAGGCUGGAGGAUCUUCUAAAAAAAGAGACGACGCUCACAGGUGUGAGCCUCGAAAAUGUCAUUCUCGAUGUACUCUGGCGGUACCGCGAAGGCCACGGGCUCGCCACGUCUCCUCCACCAAUACGACCGAACAUCCUGCGAAGACCAUCACCAUCGCCAUGGCGGGGCUCACCGACGCCCAUGUCUGGAUCUCCUCGUCUAGGGGUCAGCCCCCUAGCGCCGCCAGGUUUUAUGCCCAGCCUGAUGCGGACCAAGUCAUCGACCGUCUCGCCUUUCUCGUCACCUCGACCAUCGCCACGGCUCGCGUUUGCUGCGCCGGUGAUCCCGCAUAGCCCCAACCUGAAUGCCUACGAGUUUGCCAGUGAUACCAGCCCUUCAAACGAGAUCUUUGGUGACUUGCAAAACGACAACGUGGACUGGCUCGUCAGCGACGACGCCAUCAGCGUCACUUCGUCCGUAGGAACUCUUGGGAGUCUGAGUGUGUCAGCUCCUGAGUACAUGUCCUCCCAGCAGACUGACAUGACACCGUAUGACAUGCUUCGAUCGAUUCUUGGGCACUCAAAGACAGACGAGGAGAUAGAGGCAGCUCUCGCCCUUCACGGGUACGAUCUCAGUGCCACGAUCACAGCUAUAAUGGAUGCUCAAAGCAACGACCCGAACAACCUCUCUGGCCUCACGCCAGAGGCUAAGAGCGUUUUAAUUGGCAAAUCCAUGACCCCCGAUGCUCGACCAUCGACACCGUCUGCCCAGCAAAAGGCAGGCAUCAUUUGCAAGUUCUACCUGUCUACAGGCCAAUGUCUCCGCGCCGAUUGUCGCUUUAGUCACGACUUGAGCAAUCACAUCUGCAAAUAUUGGGUCAUGGGCAAUUGUCUCGCUGGAGAGACUUGCAUCUUCUCUCAUGAUCCAUCUCACCUCAUGAACAGACUUACACUUGACGUGAACGGCACACCACCGACCAAAUCCCAGAACCUCCAGGUCCAGGAUCUGACUUCGUUUCCAUCACUCCGACCAAGAACCCCGGAACUAAACCCCAAUGCUGCGUCAUUCACCUUCUCGGGAUCGACUCUGACCCCUCCGCCCGGCCUAAAGCCCUCAAAUCAUUAUGGUGGCGAGUUGGUGCACAACCGGUCUCGUCCCGUCAGCCGGCAGCAGUCCAGGGAGCCACCUAGUGCGCCACCAAUAGAUGACAACGAGGCUUUCCCGUCGCUAGGAUCAGCCUCUCUCAAACCAAGCAAGAAGCACCAUGGCAAGAGGGGCGGUCAUGGCCAUGGCCCCAAAGAAGGCGGCAUGCCUGGUUCUCUGGCCGACAUCGUCAGAAUGUCACCUAGUCCACUUCCGAGCCCUCGACUUGAGACUAAGAAGCUGGUUCGCAACGGUAGUGGAAUUGGACUCAAGAGUGGCGAGAAUAGUGCGACAGCACUGGCGAUUCCGAUGCCGAAACAUAUUCCCUGGCUUGAAACCGGAGAGCGGGCCAACAAAGGGUACCUUAAGGCCCGACAGGAGGCCAUCAAGCAUGGUGGCCUUCGGAACAAGUUUCUGCAGAGUGCCGCCCAAGCAUGGAACCGCAAUGAUGCCCGCGCAGCCAAGGCACUGAGCCUGCGAGGUCAGAGUGAAAACGAUCUCAUGCGCAAGGCUCAUAGAGAAGCGGCCAGGGAGCUAUACGAGGAGCGCAACCAGAACAAUGCGUCGAGCCCCGAGAUAUAUGUUGACCUCCAUGGCUUACACCCAGAAGAGGCUGUCGAGUACCUAGAAAGAGUGCUUCUCGAAAACAGCAACGAGGCACGACCAGUAUAUGCUAUCACUGGCACGGGGCAUCACAGCAAGAACGGCAAGGACAAGGUAGGCAAAGCUAUCCGCAACUUCCUCAACGAGUGGAGGUAUGCCUUCCGGGAGUUCUCGGUGCCGGGUGAUCGCAACAGCAUGGGUGGCAUACUAGGGAUAGAUGCGCGAAGCUGGGACCGAUCGCUGGGGCGUGAUGGCGAUCGGGACAAGGACGACUCGGAGGGCGGAGUUGACAUUCUUAGCCAAGGCGUGGAGAUAGGAGUGGGCAAAGUACGGCUGCUCGUCCGCGACCCGCCUAAGGGACCGAGUGGUAAUCGACUGCGAUGA